AUGUCUUUCAUCCAAGAUACUACAGGGAUUUUAGUGCAUAACAAAUGGCUACUGCAGUUUACAAAGCCUCUGCUUGAAGGGAAUGAAGAGCGUAAAGCAUGGGAGGUUGUCCCAUCCACAUUUGAAGGUUUUUGCCAGUGGGCACAUGUCGCCCAAAACCCCUCAGAAAAACAAGUCGACAUGUUGUCGCAACCUCUUCCCCCACAAGACAUAAACGCCCUGCUGCACGUGAUGCGCACGCAGAUUGGGGCGUUAACCUCACAACUCGCCAAGAUGCAGGCCAAUCUCCCUACAGCAACCCCCUCGGUGGAAAAGAAAUACAAUAAAAAGGUCGAAGUCGUCGCUGACCCUGGCGCCUUCGAGGGAGACCGAGCGCUGUCAUGCACCAAAAUUGAUUGGUAG
Messenger RNA from Serpula lacrymans var. lacrymans S7.9, 402 nucleotides. RefSeq lists its product as uncharacterized. The record is from RefSeq and is a predicted model, not a curated record. NCBI's taxonomy places the organism in Eukaryota, Fungi, Basidiomycota, Agaricomycetes, Boletales, Serpulaceae. The transcript has 3 exons. Bases 1 to 402 code for a protein of 133 amino acids.